Molecule: messenger RNA, 1181 nt
Organism: Seminavis robusta
Lineage: Eukaryota; Bacillariophyta; Bacillariophyceae; Naviculales; Naviculaceae
Source: the annotation of a GenBank genome assembly
CGCCGUCGCAGCCCUGUAGAGCUGAGCCGGGGUGGAUCUUUCAGACGUGAGUCCAGCGGUGAUCUUUUUCAACCCGUUGUUGUUGGGGAACCGAGCAACCGAGGAUCAUAACUUUUCAACCUGGCGAUAAUGAAUCCUGUGAUUGGCGACAAAGCGCUAUUUGCUCUAGGCGGUAUUCGCCCGGACACCAUGGCCGAGAUUGACAAGAUCCGUUGCCAUGUUUCCUAUGCGCUCGGGCAGCUCCAGGCAAAGACGACCCAAGACCAAGACGCUCGCAAGAAGCUCCUAGCCACCCUGGAGGCAUACAUCGCCAGGGGGGUAUUUCCUCUCAACGAGAACGACGCCGCGCCCAACCAACGCCAUCCCUGCUUUGUGGACAGUGCGGGUACUCCCUGUGCUGUGGCACAUCUAAUGCAACAGAGCGGUGCGAAAGCCCUCGCUGACACGAUUGCAUCCUCUCACAAGUACGAUUCGAUUGCUCGAAUGGUCGAGGAUGAAGAGCUUUCGCCUCAAAUCAAGUCUUGGGCGUUCUCGAAUGGUCUAAGUGUGCGGGAUCUUUCUCUCAUUCAGCCAACGUAUGAGUUUGUUGCAAGAGAAGCUCGUGAACUGUUCAGUAAGGUGGAAUCCAAGCUCCUUGAGGCAUCCUCCUCCGCUGCGUGCUUGGAGGAGGUCGAAAGAAACAAAGUGUCCAACCUCAUGGUUCGGUUCGGAGACACAAUGAUUUCUGGAUUCGGCUGGCCUGGACGCGAUAUCCCCGACUACCUCGAGAGGAUUAAAAAGUUGGAAAUCAGCGUUCCUGACGACAAGGCAGAGGUUCACGAACUCAUCAAGUUGCUACGCCAAGAGGUGGAAGGUGCCAAAAGAGGAAACGGAAACAAGCGGACAACGGCAGCUGAUUACGAAGGCUUUCUCUGUCCCGAGGACCUGGAGAUCAUGAAGGAGUCUAGAAUUUCCAAUCGUAGGGUGAGGCAUAAGGAGUCAUAAUCAUGUAGGGCUACCGACCAGCUCGCCCGCCCCUCCUCUUUGUUUAGCAAAGAUUGGAGAAGACCUAUUUGAAAUAGAUUAAUGAACUAAGCCACAGGCACACAGCCAGCGCAUGCGUCAGCUUUGUAGCGUUGCGAUCAAUCAGCUAGGAGACUUGGAAAUUCCGAAAAGGGAAUCGACGAGCAUUCGAUCAGAGA